Molecule: messenger RNA, 1971 nt
Organism: Penicillium cataractarum
Lineage: Eukaryota; Fungi; Ascomycota; Eurotiomycetes; Eurotiales; Aspergillaceae
Product: Rad21/Rec8 N terminal domain protein
Exons: 6
Coding region: 1-1971 (656 amino acids)
Biological process (GO): replication-born double-strand break repair via sister chromatid exchange; mitotic sister chromatid cohesion; synaptonemal complex assembly
Cellular component (GO): cohesin complex; synaptonemal complex
Molecular function (GO): chromatin binding; protein binding
Source: RefSeq, a predicted model, not a curated record
AUGUUCUACAGCCAUGAAAUUCUCACGUCACCUGAGCACGGCGUGGCCACUAUAUGGCUCGUCGCGACUCUCGGCUCGCGGUCGAUCACUCGAAGACUCAACCGCAAGGCCAUCCUCGACGUGGAUGUACCCAGUGCCUGCAACGUCAUCGUGAACCCUGAAGCUCCCAUGGCGCUACGAUUGCAGGGUAGCCUGCUAUACGGCGUCUCAAGGGUAUACAACCAGCAGUGCGGAUAUACUCUUCUCGACGCGCAGACAAUGCGGGACAAGAUGGUCUCCAUGUUGAAGCAGCUACCAGGUGGAGGACUAGAUCCCAGCGCUGGAAAGACCAGACCUACCAAUCUCAUCCUCCCGUACGAUCCGACCUUCAUCCCCGAGACGGGCCUUCCAGGAUUAGACAUCAACUUCUCCUUGUUCGAUGGGUCGAUCGACGAUAGCUCGACGCAGCGGUCCGCUAGCUGGACCACGUCACCUGCUACCAGCCAGUCCGGCAAUUCGCAGGUUGGAAUUGUCCAGCUCGAUCUGCCAACGGACGAUUUCCUCAGAGGUGGGUAUGGGCAGGACCCAAAUGCGGAUACUCUUACCUCGGGGAAGAAACGAGGCAUCUUUGGUAGAGAAUCGCGGUCGGACCUUGAGGAUGAGGGUAUCCUGCUUCAGCCGGACUUUGAGUUUGAUGAGGAUGGGAACAUUAUCGAGUUUGAUACGAGCAAUAUGUCGCCUCGGAAGAGAAGGAAGACUAGCCCGCUUUCGAAAGCAGGGGAAGGGCCUACUGGUGAAGGGAUUCAAGAGGAUGGGAUGAUUGACAUCAAUGACGAGGUCCCGUUGCCGGGGGACGAGGCAAUGGAUAUCCAUGCUCAGUCUGGUCCACAAGAUACUGAGGGUAAUGACAUCUUGCCCGUGGAAGACCGUUUAAUGGCAGAUGGAGAGCUUGAGCGUACCGGGGAAGCACGCGCCCAGCAGAGAAUCCGACAAGCCAAAGUCAUUGAAUCGGACGACAGUACGACGUUGCGCAACACGGACCUGGCCAAGUGGAAUGAUGAGUAUGCAGCCAACAUGGCUCAAGCCCUAAAGCAGAAGAGGCAGAACAAAUUGCCAACUUUGGCAAAGAAGAACGCUGCCUUCUGGGUCUUUGGCGUGGGUAUUGGGUCGGUUGGUAUUGGCCUAGGUCAGCAUCGUGAAGAUGGCCCGCUCAAGGAAUACUCGGGCGAUACACUAUACAGCCUUCUAUCUAGGAAGAAAGUUACUCACCGAAUUGAAGACGAUGAAAAUGACGAAGAACAGACACACCGAGCGCUCGGCCAGUCCGGCAAAGCGCAGAGUCUCGAUGUGGAAAUCGGUCGACACGCCCCAUCCAGCGUGUACGAUGAUCGGUCUUCACAAAUGCCAUGGAACGUCUCAGCCUCCCUCCAGAGCUCGAUCCGAGGCCAGCGCUUCGGCAGCGUAUCCGGAUCGUCCGCUCGACCACGCGGUCGUCUAACCAGCGCCAGCCCGCUUGGCGGACGAAGCUAUGCCGACGGUCGCGAGCGCCACAGCAGCCUGUCCAUCCCCAAUGCAGGCGAUGAACUAGACGAGCUCGAGCAACUAGAUAUCACGCAAUACCUGGAAGGCGAGCUUGCCCCGGACAACGAAGAUAUCAGCACACUCACCGCGCGACAAAAGUCCAUGCUCAACCGGAUCACGUCCACUAUGGACACGGAGAGUCUAAACUUCUUGGACUUUAUUCAGACCAAGCUUGACGAGACUAAACUCACUUCUUCCACGCCAGGCCGCAUUGCGUUCUCGGAGCUACUCCCGCCGUCCGAGACUCCGCACGCCGUUGCCGCGCAUGGGUUCAUGAACGUGCUCACGCUCGCGACGAAGGGUGUUAUAGCCGUGUCGCAGGAGUUAACCACUGAUCUAGGAGCUUCCAGUUGGGGCAUUCGCUUCCAGAAUGGCGGUAUUUCGCUGGCAAUGGCUGGGAGUGGAAUGUGA